This is a messenger RNA of Schizosaccharomyces octosporus yFS286, 2068 nucleotides long. RefSeq names its product glycerol-3-phosphate dehydrogenase Gpd1. Lineage: Eukaryota; Fungi; Ascomycota; Schizosaccharomycetes; Schizosaccharomycetales; Schizosaccharomycetaceae. Gene Ontology annotation, cellular component: cytosol; glycerol-3-phosphate dehydrogenase (FAD) complex; nucleus. The transcript has a single exon. The record is from RefSeq and is a predicted model, not a curated record. Gene Ontology annotation, biological process: carbohydrate metabolic process; glycerol-3-phosphate catabolic process. The coding region runs from base 242 to 1387 and encodes 381 amino acids. Gene Ontology annotation, molecular function: NAD binding; glycerol-3-phosphate dehydrogenase [NAD(P)+] activity; protein homodimerization activity.
CUGGCAUUCCCCCUGCUCUUUUUCUUUAUCCAUCUGCCUAACCAACGGGAAAAAAAGAUUCAGAUAUUUUUAUUUACCUUGUUUCGCGGUUUCGUUGCAGAUUCACGAUUCAUUAAUAUCAAUUGAUUUUGUUGUUUUUCAUUUCACGAAUUUCUUUUUCUAUUUCACGUUCUUGUUUACCUUUUUCUUUUUUUUUUAUAUUCUCUCUACGAAUUUUAUAACUUUUUCUAGCUUCUAAAUCAUGUCUGCUCCUCAUCAAACUACUGGUGCUAACUUGGACCAAGCUCCCAAGAAGCGUUUGGCUGUUGGUGUUAUCGGUUCCGGUAACUGGGGUACCGCCAUUGCUAAAAUCUGCGGUGAGAACGCCCGUGCUCACGGUCACCACUUCCGCUCCAAGGUGCGUAUGUGGGUUUUUGAAGAAGAAAUCGAACACAAGGGUGAAAAGAGAAAACUCACUGAAGUUUUCAACGAGACUCACGAAAACGUAAAGUAUCUUCCCGGUGUCGAAUGCCCUCCUAACGUUAUCGCCGUCCCCGACGUUCGUGAAGUCGCUCGUCGCUCUGAUGUUUUGGUCUUUGUCGUUCCUCACCAAUUCAUCAACCGUGUUUGCGACCAAAUGGCCGGUCACCUUCGUCCCAACGCCGUCGGUAUCUCUUGCAUCAAGGGUGUUUCCGUCGGUAAGGACGGUGUCCGUCUCUUCUCCGAUGUCAUCCAAGAAAAGCUUGGCAUCUACUGUGGUGUCCUUUCCGGUGCUAACGUUGCCAACGAAGUCGCCAAGGAACAAUUCUGUGAAACCACCAUCGGUUACAAGCCCCCUCAACCCAUCGUCUCUCCCGAGCAAAUCGUCGCCGUCUUUGACCGUCCUUACUUCUCGGUCGUUUCCGUCGACGAUGUUGCCGGUGUCGCCCUCGGUGGUGCUUUGAAGAACAUCGUCGCCAUGGCUGUCGGUUUCGCCGACGGUAUGGAAUGGGGUGGUAACACAAAGUCUGCCAUCAUGCGUCGUGGUUUGUUGGAAAUGCAAAAGUUUGCUACCACCUUCUUCGACAGUGAACCCGGUACUAUGGUCGAGCAAUCUUGUGGUAUUGCUGACUUGGUCACCUCUUGCUUGGGUGGUCGUAACAACCGUGUUGCCGAGGCUUAUGUUAAGUCUGGUAAGCCCAUUGACGUUCUUGAAAAGGAACUUUUGGGUGGUCAACUUUUGCAAGGUGCUUCCACCGCUAAGGAAGUCCACGAAUUCCUUUCCACCAAGGACAUGGUCAACGAAUUCCCCUUGUUCCGUUCCGUUUACAAGAUUUGCUAUGAAAACAUGGACGCCAAGGAUUUGAUUCAAGUCCUCCAACCCUUGAAGGAAGAAUCCGAAAACGAAGGUGGUACCGAAACCGAGUAAGCGGUUUCUUUUUUUUCUAUACUUCCCUUUUGUUUUCUUGUGUGUGGAAAAGGAUACAAUUCCCCUCAUCCUGGCGCACUUUGGAAGAAGCUGCUCUUUCCAUUACCCUCUCCUAUUCCUUUUUUUUUUCUUUCUUUCUUUCUUUCUUUGUCUAUUGCUUAGAGUUUGAAAGAAAAAAAAAGAGAGUAAAUUGGAUGGGUUCUCUUUUAUUUUGUUUAGCUUUUUCCCGGUUGUCCGAGGUUGCUGCAUGUUGAUUUCCUUCAGUCUUGAAACUUUGUUGUGGUCGGAUUUCUUUGGUUUUACAACUUUCGUAUGGAACUUUACGGAAAGUUUUGAUUAGUUGAGGAUUAUUGUUUUUUUCAGUUAUGAUUUUGGUUAUCGGUUGCUUUUCUCAUUCGUUUUUACCCCUCGUGAGCAAUUGAAUAUCAAUCCUCAUAAAUCGGAAGAGGCCGUUGGAACCAAACUUCUAGAUUAAUAGAAAGCUUGUUGGUCUUUUUAUGGUGGUUUGUUUGUAAAAUAACCAUAAGGAUUUCAUGAGUGAAGGAAAAGUUGAAGGUAUUUAUGAUAUCCCUAUUCCUCACACUUUGUUAACGACUAAGAGAAAUGAUUUAUAUAUCUUGUCCACUGUUGAUGUUAUUUAUUAUGUAUAAAUCGAAAAUGAUCUUUUUUUUUUGUCUAAAA